Messenger RNA from Salpingoeca rosetta, 1513 nucleotides. Its product is annotated as succinyl-CoA ligase subunit alpha. Gene Ontology annotation, cellular component: mitochondrion; succinate-CoA ligase complex (ADP-forming). Gene Ontology annotation, molecular function: succinate-CoA ligase (ADP-forming) activity; succinate-CoA ligase (GDP-forming) activity. The record is from RefSeq and is a predicted model, not a curated record. Gene Ontology annotation, biological process: tricarboxylic acid cycle. Bases 139 to 1107 code for a protein of 322 amino acids. NCBI's taxonomy places the organism in Eukaryota, Choanoflagellata, Craspedida, Salpingoecidae. The transcript is spliced from 12 exons.
UUGCGACAUGCACAGAGUUUUGCAUUUCUGCACGCGCGCACAACUCGCAGUGUCGACAUAUUGGCAAAGAUACCCAUAAUCGUCAUUACCACCACCAACCAGCAACACCAACCAACAGCUACAGCCACAUCGCCAGCCAUGAUGAUGCUUGCUGCUUCGAGGACAGCGGCCCGCGCCGCCUUUGCCGCUCGUACCAUGUACACGGCCACCCGCCCCAACCUGCUGAUCAACAAGGACACCAAGGUCAUCUGCCAGGGUUUCACUGGCCGUCAGGGUACCUUCCAUAGCGAGGCCGCUAUUGAGUACGGCACACGCAUGGUUGGCGGCGUGUCCCCAAAGAAGGCCGGCCAGGAGCACCUUGGCCUUCCCGUCUUUGGCAGCGUUGAGGAGGCAAAGCGGGAGACGAACGCUGAUGCGACUGUCGUCUACGUCCCUCCCCCUGGCGCCGCAGCCGCCGUCCUGGAGGCCAUGGAGGCCGAGGUUCCCCUCAUUGUCUGCAUCACAGAGGGCAUUCCCCAACAGGAUAUGGUUCGCGUGAAGCACGCCCUUCUCCAGCAGGACAAGUCUCGUCUUGUUGGCCCCAACUGCCCCGGCAUCAUCAAGCCUGGCGAGUGCAAGAUUGGCAUCAUGCCCGGCCACAUUCACACCCCAGGCAACAUCGGUGUUGUAUCGCGCUCCGGCACCCUCACGUACGAGGCUGUUGGCCAGACCACCACCGUUGGCCUCGGCCAGUCCCUCUGCGUCGGCAUUGGCGGCGAUCCCUUCAACGGCACGGACUUUAUUGACUGCCUCGACGUCUUCCUCAAGGACCCAGACACGCACGGCAUCAUCAUGAUUGGCGAGAUUGGUGGCUCCGCUGAGGAGGAGGCUGCUGAGUUCCUCAAGCAGAACAACUCGGGCCCCAACCGCAAGCCUGUUGUGUCGUUCAUUGCUGGCCUGACUGCUCCCCCUGGCCGCCGCAUGGGCCACGCCGGUGCCAUCAUCUCCGGCGGAAAGGGCGGCGCAGCAGAGAAGAUUGCUGCGCUUGAGGACGCUGGUGUCAUUGUUGCCAAGUCCCCCGCCCAGAUGGGCACCCUCAUGAAGCAGGCCAUGGAGGACCGUGCGUAAGCGAACCAACAACUUGGGCUGUCCCCCCGUGCCGGUGUCAGAGAUUCAUAGCCUGACGGUGCAGAGCGUUGCAACACCCCCACCCCCAAAAUCCCAAUCCCAUUUGCACACUUGCCUGUGCGUAUUGGACCAACAUUGGCUGCUUCCAUCUUUGCUUGUCUUGCGUCACUUUGUUUCGUUUCACCAUCAUCUUCCUUCUUUCCUUCUUUGCCGCAACUGCCCUUUGUCGUCCCUGUUGUGUCUGUUGCCAUUGCCGCCGCUGAUCACGUGCUGUUGAUAUCGUGAUGCCUUCCAGUUCAUUGUGUCGGCAGCACCCAGUGUCGCGCUCUCCCCCCCCCCAAUGUACUUGCCGUAGGGUGUUUCUGUUUGUCGGUCCGUGUGCAAUAAACCCUCCUCAGAUUGUGUA